Messenger RNA from Ilyonectria robusta, 1833 nucleotides. Its product is annotated as AAA family ATPase-like protein. Gene Ontology annotation, molecular function: ATP binding; ATP hydrolysis activity. The record is from RefSeq and is a predicted model, not a curated record. The transcript has 4 exons. Bases 1 to 1833 code for a protein of 610 amino acids. Lineage: Eukaryota; Fungi; Ascomycota; Sordariomycetes; Hypocreales; Nectriaceae.
AUGAAAUUCCUCGUCGUUCGCAGACAGAUAGACGGAAAAGGCCUACACACUGGGACAGAAGUCGAUAUCAAAUCUGAGUCGGUUGCUCAACUCAUGCGAGAUAUCAACGCGGAUGUGGAGGGGAUCUCGCUUCUGACAAAUCCGCCCGUGGUACCGUUGGAACUGUUCUACCACAACAGACUGAUACUCCAGGAGAAGCUGGACGAGGCCAAAAACGCUGUGCCAGUGAAUGAAAGCAUGGUUUUGGACCUCGUGGAGGUCAACAAAUUUGUGGAAGAAGAGUAUGGCGAGCACAAAGCUCGGCUUGAGCCUCUACACGCAGAAGGCGAAAUCACCUGGGAAGAUAUGUGGACUAUCUUCCCGCCUAAUGUCCUGGUGUACAGAUAUCACAACCUCGUCGAGCAGGACCAGAUCAUGAAGUUUCGAACGAUGAGUAUGGCGACGCGUUACGAUAAGUCGAGAUAUUGGGACCUGAGCUGCCAUGUAGUUGCCGAUGAUGGCGCCAAAUUUGGCCUUGCUGACGAAUACUACGGCAUGGAGAUCGACGAAUUCGUCGGGACGCGCAAGAUCUCGGAUCUGCCUCUUUAUCCACUCAGUUUCAAGGCCAAUGCCGCUCAGCUACACAAAGAGGCCCUAGAGCGAGGUCGCCGGUUUGCAGAUCUUAGCAAGCCACGGAUUAUGAAGACUAGUGGUUCAGCCAUGAGCGAGAAGCGCGAUGGAGGUUGGAAGCCACACUGCUACAAAUUCAUGUCUCACGGGAGGGUCAUCGUCGACCCUCCUGGAUUCCGCUACUUCAACUCCAACACUGCCUUCACAUAUAAAGUCCACAGGAACUUUCCUCGGACUGGUCUUACCGAUGAGCAGCUCGUUAUUUGCACGCCAGUUAUUUUGGGUUUCAGCUUCGGCGACAAAAAAUGGGGUGGCUUUGCUAUGGCCCGGCUCGUGGAUAUCACCUGGAAUAUGCAAGCUUUUCAAGAUCUUGUGAUGGACGAGGAGAGGAAGAAGAUAAUCCACUCCUUGGUCAAGCAACAUUCUGCCCAGGACGAUGAAUUUGAUGACAUCAUCAUGGGAAAAGGCAAGGGAAUGAUUUGCUUAUUCAGCGGACCGCCAGGCUGCGGUAAGACGCUGACGGCCGAGGCUGUAGCUGAGGUAACCAAACGACCACUGUACAGCGUUUCAGCCGGCGACUUAGGCGUUGACGCAUAUGACGUUGACGAAAACUUGAGUCGCAUCCUGAAUAUGACGGAAAACUGGAAUGCCGUACUCCUCAUUGAUGAGGCCGAUGUCUUUCUCGAGCAGCGAACCCAGAAUGACAUCGGGAGGAACGCCAUUGUUAGCAUCUUCCUACGACAGUUGGAGUACUUCCAGGGAAUCCUCAUUUUGACGACAAAUCGGAUUGUCCAGUGCGACAUGGCCUUCAACAGUAGAAUCCAUGUCAAAGUCUCGUACCCGGAGCUCGAUGAGCGAGCCAGAGAGGUCAUCUGGAAGACGUUCCUCAUGAAAGCUGGCACGAGUGUUGCGGUGAAUGUGAGCGACGAAGAUGUGUCACGCCUGGCACAGAUACCAGUGAACGGCAGACAGAUCAAAAAUAUUGUUGGUUGCGCUCGGGCAAUUGUCAAGGAGUCGGAGAGCGUAGUCUCCGUUGACCACAUUCAUGGUAUUUUGAGAGUCACAAGCUCGUGGCCAACGGAUGAAACGCCGAUGACAAACGGAAUCCACAAGCAAGAGAGUCAAAAAGGCGAUGAAUCUUCGCCAAUACAAGACCUAAGUUUACAUCGGACCUCCGAUCUCAUCCCGGGUUCUUAUAGGGUUGAGUGGGGUAUUGAAGGAUGA